AUGGUAAUGGAGGAGGAGAACUGUACCUCUGUGACAGAGUUCAUUCUUCUUGGAUUAUCAGAUGCCCCUGAGUUGAGAGUUUUUCUUUCCCUACUGUUCAUUUUCAUCUAUGGAUGCACAGUUUUGGGCAACCUGGCAAUGAUUGCACUAAUUCGAGUGAGCUCUCGACUUCACACCCCCAUGUACUUUUUCCUUAGUCACUUGUCUUUUGUGGAUUUUUGCUAUUCCACAGUAAUUGUGCCAAAAAUGCUGGCUAAUAUCUUAAGCAAGGAAAAAGCCAUCUCCUUCCCAGGAUGCAUGGUGCAAUUCUAUCUGUUUUGUACAUGUGUAAUCACUGAAGUCUUCCUGCUGUCAGUGAUGGCUUAUGACCGCUUCUUGGCCAUCUGUAGCCCACUGCUAUACAUGGUCUCCAUGUCCCAGAAAGUCUGUGUGGCUUUAGCUUCCGGCUGCUACCUCUUUGGAAAUGUGUGCUCUUUGAUUCACUUGUGUUUAGCUCUUAAGAUCCCAUCAUAUAAGUCAAAUAUAAUUAACCACUUCUUUUGUGAUCUACCACCCAUCUUUACUCUUGCUUGCUAUGACAUCUCUCUAAAUGAACUCAUGGUGUUCAUUGUGGCCACAUUCAAUGAGAUCAUCAGCAUCAUGAUCAUUCUUACCUCCUACUUGUUUAUUCUCAUCACCAUCCUGAGGAUACGCUCCGCAGAAGGAAGGCGAAAAGCUUUUUCUACUUGUGCCUCCCACCUCACAGCCAUUGUUGUCUUCCAGGGAACAAUCCUUUUCAUCUACUGCCGGCCCAGUUCUGACAACAAUCCGGAUACUGACAAAGUGGCCACAGUGUUCUACACCGUAGUGAUUCCUAUGCUCAAUCCCCUGAUUUAUAGUCUGAGGAACAAGGAUGUGAAGGAAGCUCUCAAGAAAGUGUUGGGAUCUAAAUUACCUUUACGAUAA
Talpa occidentalis (Iberian mole) is the source of this 945-nucleotide messenger RNA. Its product is annotated as olfactory receptor 5L1-like. The transcript has a single exon. The coding region runs from base 1 to 945 and encodes 314 amino acids. Gene Ontology annotation, biological process: sensory perception of smell; G protein-coupled receptor signaling pathway. Gene Ontology annotation, molecular function: G protein-coupled receptor activity; olfactory receptor activity; odorant binding. NCBI's taxonomy places the organism in Eukaryota, Metazoa, Chordata, Mammalia, Eulipotyphla, Talpidae. The record is from RefSeq and is a predicted model, not a curated record. Gene Ontology annotation, cellular component: membrane.